AUGACGAUAAGGUUUCUUAGAGAAUAUAUUUCAUUACCUCAACCACUAAAUAUCAAAUUCUCCUCUUCAUACUCGACUAUCAAUGAGCCAAUAUCUUUAAUCAGAAAUAAACUGAAAAUGAAUUUGAUUUUUUUUACCUUACUUUUCUGGUAUCCGAUGAUUAACUCUCUGGAACUGGCUCAUGUAAUGGUAAAUAACAACCGCUCAAUUAUUAGAAUAAAUGAUAAACUAAAUGAGCGUCCAAUUAAUAAGCCUGUCAAUGAUGAAGAUGAUUAUUCAUCUGAUGCAAUACAAGAAAUUGAAGACAUUGAGGAUGAUGAUAGUGAAACCCCAGUAGCUAUCAUGUCUAUCGAUCCUGAUGGCCGAGUAAACUGUAGGAUAGCUAAUACUUUAUGA
This is a messenger RNA of Chelonus insularis, 396 nucleotides long. RefSeq lists its product as uncharacterized. The coding region runs from base 1 to 396 and encodes 131 amino acids. The record is from RefSeq and is a predicted model, not a curated record. NCBI's taxonomy places the organism in Eukaryota, Metazoa, Arthropoda, Insecta, Hymenoptera, Braconidae. The transcript is spliced from 3 exons.